AGAUCGUUUUGUUAAGAAUGAGUGGUUAAGCUAAAAUAUGCUGAUGAUCGAUGAAUAUUUAGCCUAAUUAUGGCUUUUAAUUGGGGACAUCGAACACCGGAAGGGAUGCUUUGUUGAUCUUAUUACUUAUUGGUUAUUUUUAUGGCGUUUAAUAUGGCAUUCUUUGGGUAGGAAACGGAUAUCAAGUGAUGAUCAGUCGCCAUUUUGUUGAAAUUCCAUGUUGGAAGAAUUUCUAUUUUUGUUAUAAGUAAUUGGUGAUCGUGCCACGGUGUAGAAAGUACUUUUAAAAGUACAUCUCACCCCAAGAUUAUCUAGGAUCACAUCUGGAUUGCCGAUCGUUAAGACAUGACAUCUAAUCCUAACACGACGUUGGCGAGCCUUUGGGUCGAUGAGGGGCAAGGAAGUCCAGUACGAAUAGUGACACCCACAAAGUCUGCCAAUGGUAACGAACUUCGAGAUGAUAUCUUCAAGUUUUAUAAGAGUACUGGCUUGGAGAAUUUGGCAAAAGAGGCAGGAAUAAUUGAUGCUAAUGGUGAUUUGAAAGGAUUCAAAGAACAGACAGGAAAAUCAAUUCAUCUUGUGGCUGUGCCAAUCACGAAUUCACCACAAAAAAUGUCACCGCAACUUUUGCCCAAGACCCAGAACUAUCAGGGUUCACCUCAGUAUAUUGCGUCGAGUCCUGCCCGUGGGACCCUCGUACAGAUGGACACCUCCCCAUGGUCGGCACGGAAACGUCAUCCUGAAAUCACACUGGAAGCAGAAUUUAAUAACGACAGUAAACGAGGUAAAAAAGGCGAGAAAGGAGGGAAAGGUCUGAGACACUUUUCUAUGAAGGUGUGUGAGAAGGUGCAGUUGAAAGGGGUGACGUCCUACAAUGAAGUGGCCGAUGAACUGGUCACCGAGUUUAGUGAUCCCAGAAACAUGGCUUCUCCGUCCGACGGUAUCAAUUAUGAUCAAAAGAACAUCCGAAGACGAGUCUACGACGCACUGAAUGUUCUAAUGGCCAUGAACAUCAUUUCAAAGGAGAAAAAAGAAAUUAAAUGGAUAGGACUGCCGACGAAUUCAGCACAGGAGUGCACCAAUUUAGAGGUGGAAAAACAAAGAAGAUUGGAGAGGAUAAAACAUAAAACUCAACAGUUGCAAGAAUUAAUUUUACAACAAAUAGCAUUCAAGAAUCUGGUGAACAGAAACCAUGAUGUAGAAAAAUUUCACGGCCCACCAGCUGCAAACUCUGCCAUACAGUUACCGUUCAUUAUCGUAAACACGAGUAAAAAGACUGUCAUAGACUGCAGUAUUUCAAAUGACAAGUAUGAAUAUUUAUUUAAGUUCGAUAACACGUUUGAAAUUCAUGAUGAUAUUGAGGUGCUGAAGCGAAUGGGCAUGGCGUUUGGUUUGGAGAAAGGCCAGUGUUCUCAUCCUGACUUGAUACGAGCUGCUAAAAUGGUUCCUAAAGCCCUGGAGCCGUAUGUGCUAGAUAUGGCGCAGAAUUCGAAGUCUUUACCAGCUGUCUCAAGUGGCAUAAGACCUAUCGAUCCAUCAGCAGUUAGUGUUCAACAAGCAAGAUACCAGCAGACGGCAGCAGCACAAGCGUACCUCAGUAUAACGGAUACCGACCAAGAAGUUGCCACGGUGACUGGACACGGUCUGUCACGGCAGUCCAGUCUUGGGUCAUCGGGUCAUCACUCGCGCACUGCCACAGAAACCCCCUCAGAAAACUUUUCAGACAAUGACUCGGACUCUGACCAGUCUGUCGACAUGAGCUAAAAGUGUUCGGGGGUUGGGGUUUUUUUUCCUUGUUUUUUUUUUUUUUUACUUUUCUCAUUGGAAAUAAUCAUGUGCAGCAAUAAUGGGACAGACAAACUGACAGACAUUGUGUUCGAUAGCAAGUUAAAAAAAAACGUGAUAGGAGCUAGAGAUGUUUGGAGGUUUUUUUUAUCAGGUGGCCAAGCACUACUUCCCUGCUGUUUAUUUUUCACCAGUCUGUAGCCCAGGUGUUGGAUUGGUGAUAGACAUGUAAGACUUCUUAAUAAUGAGGAUAUUGUGUUCAGUCGAGUGAAGAAUCGAGGGAUGUUUCAGUAAUUCUAUAUUUCAGUGCCACUCAGAAAUUGUUCCAGUCAGGUGAAAACCUAGGGACUAUACAAAAACUCUAACCACCCAAAAAAAAUUCCUGUCAGUUAAAAACAUGGGAGUUUCAGGAAUUCUGGAUUUCAGUGCCACUCAGAAAUUGUUCCAGUCAGGUGAAAACCUAGGGACUUUACAAAAACUGAAUUUCAAUGCCACCCAAAUAUUGUUCCAGUCACUUUUCUGUUUAUAGAAAGUUGUCAUUAACCACUUUUCAAGAACCUGCAGUUAUUCUGGGGGGUUUUGUAGUUUUUUUGGUCCACCAUCAUUUUCAUUUUAGAUCAAUGUAGUGGAUUAAAGGAGGCUGUGAAAGACAUAGUAAUAGAAUAUUAUCUUUAUUUUUAUGGCUUAGGUAAUUGAAAUGUAGGCCUUGAAGAUUCUGUCAUUGACGGCUAUGAAUAGCUUCAUUAUUACAAGAUACAAGCUUCAGUGUUGUGCUGAAAUUAGAUUUAAAGAAAACAAAAAAAAUUCAUUGACGGCUAUGAAGAAAAACAGGAUUUCGACUUAAGUACAGUGGCUGAAAUAUCAGACCUAAAAGUGAAAAACAAACCUAUCACUGACAGCUCUGAAGAAACCUUAGGACAGGAUAUCCACUUAAGUGCAGGAGAUGAAAUGUCACUGCUGAAGAACUGUCAAAGCUAAAGAACUAUCAUAGACAGUGAUGCAAGACUUCAUUAUUAGAGACUGCCGUCUUCAAUGCAGUGACCUUUUGAGUCUUGAGAUGUCUGUCCUAAAUAUUAUUGCUACGACUGAGGUCAUCUGCCUCCUGUGUAAUUGCCUUGAUCAUACACAUCUAUUGCAGUUUUUUCAUUAGUGGGACGACGUUUAGUGUAUUCUGCAGGCACAAAUAAUUUAUACAAAUAGUUGACUUUUAGUUCAGUACAUAAAUUGUGACUGUUUUCCCUGGAUGACAGCUCGUAUAACAUUUGUAGUAGUCUAUGAAAAAGGGUUGAUGGGUAGUCCAUUGAAAUAUGUAUCAACAUUGUGUUAAUGUUGCUGUGUUGAUGCUAACACGUUACUACUUGUACAAAUGUAUUAUAAAACGUACAUUGAAUUGUGUCCUCUAAGAUGUCAACUUUUUCUUCUUUUUUUCUGUUAAAUUUCAGUAGACUAAUUAAAAGAAAGACAUGCCCCAAGAUGUUAUUUAACAGUUUAUUAGCUUUCAGUUACGAGAUUGGUGUUCUGCAAUCUAGUAAUGAUUAGAGAUUUUCAAAGCUAUCUUAGGGCUACAAUAUCAUAAAACCAUCGUAAGGCUAUGACGUCACUACAUCCAACGCUAUUAGUCUUCAGUGGGUUUUAUGAUAUCUUGAUGCUAAGAUUGCUUCAUAUGGUGUGUGGUGUUUUCAUGACGUUAAUGUCUCAGACUCUGUUAGAGUUUCAAGUCUAGACUCUAAAAAGUUUAUAAGCACCAGGCCAGGGCCCUGUUUUACAAAGUGAUUGCAACACUAAGAUCACCUCAAGUGCAUACAUUUGUUAAGCACUUACGGUGAUCUUGGCGCUAAGAUUGCUUCGUAAAUUGGGGUCCUGUUUUUUAACACUUUAAAAGGCAGAGUAGCAUCACCAAUUAACAGAUUUCAGAGCUGUCAACAGGUUGGCAGUCUUACACAAUUAUAACUUGAUUACAACUGCUGCCUAUGUAUAUUUUAGUCUGUCUUGUUCUGUACAUGAGAUGGUUAUUUGAAUAUUUGAGUUUCAAGUAUUUCAUCGACUAAUAGUGGAUAGGAUACUUGUGUGAAUUUUUUUUUUUUUUUUCAAAUGUUAAUUACAUUUCCAUUCUAAACAAAUAAAUUUUAUUAGCUGAUGAAAUAUUUAAAUAGUUUUAGUACAAAAUACAUAUUUUUAUAAAGAAACAGCAAGAUGUUAGGCACAGAAUUUUUUUUGUCAAUUUGUAUAUUUUGCAGUUUUCACUGCCCUGAAUUUGCUACCAUUGUAAAAUGUUUUGGACUAAUAGUCUUUCUAAGCAUUUACAAUGGCAAUAAACUCGGAAUUAUCUCCUUGAGACAUAAAAUACAUGUAUGUUGGUAGAAUGGAUAUUUUAAUAUACAACAACAAAUCAUGUGCGUAAGAAUCGCCAAAUAACUGAUGUAUCGAUGGUCUAGCCUGGCUCGAACUAGAGGUUGAUAUAUUUAAGAAAGUGUAAUGUUUGCAGCCCUGAGGUUAUUUUGAUUAACAAAUUUUCAUAAUUGUUUGAAAUUGUACUAUAUUGGCCAUUUUCAUAGAGAAUAUUACACCCCUGCACCACAUUUUGUAUGCAAAGGGCAUCCCCAGAAAUAAUUGUGUGUGGGUUAGGUUGGUGGGCAUAUUUGUUGGCAUAUUUUUCAAACGUAAUAUAGACUUGCCAUGCAGGUAAAAAAAAAAAAUGACAACCUGCAUGUGUGUACAUGAACAUUCUUAAUAAAAAAAAUCCUUCAUAUAUAUAUGUCCACGCCAUUCCAUAGCACCAUACACGGUGAUGUAUAUUCAAAAUCUGAUAAACUAUAGUCCAUCCCACA
Molecule: messenger RNA, 4613 nt
Organism: Gigantopelta aegis
Lineage: Eukaryota; Metazoa; Mollusca; Gastropoda; Neomphalida; Peltospiridae
Product: transcription factor Dp-1-like
Exons: 12
Coding region: 346-1764 (472 amino acids)
Biological process (GO): regulation of cell cycle; regulation of transcription by RNA polymerase II
Cellular component (GO): nucleus; transcription regulator complex
Molecular function (GO): DNA-binding transcription factor activity, RNA polymerase II-specific; RNA polymerase II transcription regulatory region sequence-specific DNA binding
Source: RefSeq, a predicted model, not a curated record